AUGACGACCACCCCCAGCAGGCCCUUUGAGUCCGUGUCUGCUGAUUUCUUUAGUGUCAUGGGGAAGUCCUUCCUCGUUAUCACUGACAGACUCUCCAGAUGGCCUGUCGUCAUCCCCUGUAAAGGAGACACUACUGCUGCUAACACCAUCAGAAUCUUCUGCAGGUGCUUCCGGAAGGUUGGUGUCCCACUUCGCCUUCGUACAGACGGUGGGCCUCAGUUCGCCAGCCACGACUUCCAGGACUUUAUGGAGAGAUGGGGUGUUCACCAUGUGAUGUCUUCACCACACUACCCGCAGUCAAAUGGAUAUGCUGAGGCUGCUGUGAAGUCGGUCAAGCACCUGAUUCUGAAAAAAGCACCUUCCAGCAAGAUCGACUGCGAGCAGUUUGCCUGCGGUCUCCUGGAACUGCAGAACACGCAAGAUGCUACAGGCCGCUCCCCUGCACAGAUCCUGUAUGGUCACCCUCUGUGCUCAUGCAUCCCUGCCCACCCUAAGUCCUUUGCAAAGGAAUGGCAGGCCAAAGCUGGGGAGUUUGACCGCCGGGCAGCCGCCCAUGCUGCGCAAGUGCAGGCGCAGUACAACAGCCAUGCUUGUCCCCUUCCCAGGUUGAGUGCUGGGCAGACAGUUUGGAUUCAGGACCUGAUCUCUCACCGAUGGGACAAGGUUGGACUUGUCAUGGGCUGCGGCAGGUCACGGGAUUAUGAGGUGCGUCUCCCCAGCGGCCAAGUGUUGUGGAGAAAUCGCCGCUUUCUCCGACAAGUGCCGUCUUCGAGUGGUGAUCCCUCCCCUGCUAUCCCUGUGGCCCCUUGCUCGGACAUUGAACAGUCCUUAGUUUCCCACCCUCCAGUGGUCCCACGCAGAUCUCAGAGGCUGAAGCGUGGUUCAGACGAACAAUGUUUCCCCUCUCGAGUUCCCGCUGUUUAG
Molecule: messenger RNA, 924 nt
Organism: Portunus trituberculatus (swimming crab)
Lineage: Eukaryota; Metazoa; Arthropoda; Malacostraca; Decapoda; Portunidae
Exons: 1
Coding region: 1-924 (307 amino acids)
Biological process (GO): DNA integration
Molecular function (GO): nucleic acid binding
Source: RefSeq, a predicted model, not a curated record